AUGCAAGCGGCCUCAGCUUGUUUGCAGUGUUUGCACUUCGCAACAUCUGCGUCGGAAUUUCCUCUCAUCUCCCGCGAAGUCCCUCCCGAACCCCAAUCCUUGCCCGGCCUCCACGAGGCAUCCAAUUCCAUUUUUCCUGAUCCCCGGUCGAUUGACAGCAAUGCCCUGAUAAUGCAAAGUUUGUGGUCCCGCGCCGCUCCGCAGUCGACCUGCCGCUGCGUCUCGUGCCUUAGCACGACCGCCAAUGGGGUCACUUCGCGAUCGGGAGCUGCCGCCAGCAAGCGACGACUUCGAAUCGGCAACUCCGUCACGGCUUUAUACACCAGCAUCUUUGCUGCAGCCGCUCUGGCCGAUGCGAGUGUCAAGGACCAACGCCGGCAUGACUGGGACGAGAGAAUCGCGGCUGUUAAAGCCGAAGUGACUGAGCUGGUGGAUGAGGAGCAGCGGAUUCUGGCCUCGCUCCAAUCGCGAAGGAGGGGCUGGGAACCUAAUCGACUACCGCACACAAGGGGGUUCGGCACCAUCGUGAACUUUCCUCCCGCACUCGAGCGAACACACGGCUCAAUUAGGCCGACAAGGUCGUUUCACACAGGACGCAGAUUUCUCGGUGGUACCAGUGCUCAGGUGUCGGAGAGUGCUUCUCUGGAAGUCGAGAGAGAAUUGACAGUUGAGGACCUGGAGGACGGCGAUCUUUUUGUGGCUGUCAGCGAGACAUUACCACACUGGGUCUUGAAGGACGACCUGCGCCUCAAGGCUAUACAAAAGCUUGCCUUGAGACAAUUCGCUAUUCGACUUUUGCUCCGUCCGAUCAUCGCGCACCGCUACUCGGGGGUCUCGAUGAAUUAUGCUGCCGAUUUCGAUCUCCCUCAAAUCAAUGUCGAGAAGCUCUUGGACGAGCUGAACAACAUUCGACAUCGGAUACAUCAACUCCGAACCUACAAGAACUCUAGUUUCAACGAUGUGAUAGAAGACUACGCUGCGAUGCACAUUGGCACAAUGCAAAAAGGGCGGGAUAGCCUCGAUGCGGAGCUCAAUAACGACAUUCAAUUGUUUAUGAGCGAGCAGAUGUCUCUCCAGGAGCUGUUGCUGCGGAUAUCCAGUAAUUUGCUGAACUCCGUUGACCCGGACCGUACCGCCGCCUUCCGAUAUAUCCUUAUGGCCUUCACCAAAACUCGCCAAAAUGACCUCAACGACCUGCUUCUCCAAACCCUCUUGCCCCAUCGAUUCUACCUGAGCUCCUCGCUCAUCAUAACGAUUUUGGCCUUCUUGCGCAAAUCCAAAAACCUCAAGCAUUUCGAUCUGUUUUUAAAAAUGCUUAGCGGCGAGGGUUACUCGGUCAAUCUGGGCUCCCUCGGACACUACCGGCAGCGGAGGAUCAAUGGAUUGGAAAUGGUUGUUCCGCCUAUAGAUAGCAGUAACCCCGUUAUAUACGCCACAUUGAUUUCGUCUGCUUUGCGAUUCAACCAGCCCGAUCGAGCCGAUGCCUGGCUUCAAGCAGCGCGCAGUGUGGGAUUCUUUGACGACUUCACUACUCUUUUUGCCUACCUCCGGUUCUACAGUAUCCGCCAAGACUGGGAGAAGGGCACCUUUGCAUUGAAGCGAGCCCUGACAUUCCUUGUCUCCUCAACAGAACUUCCUGUUACAUCAGUGGAGCGUUUGUUGGCGCGAAUGGUGCAUCUCUGCGAUUCAUGUGGCCGGACAGAUGUUUCGGAGGCGUUGAUCUCCGCUGCUAUGGAAAGCGGCUUUGACCCCACGAUUCCGUCUCGGCAGGUUGACAUCGUACCUAUCGUGAAUCACGGUACCAAACGAUGGACGAAGGCUGCUGGGACAGCACCGGCUGAGAAAAUAAGCCGUCCUUUGUGGCAGAAGUGCUUUGAGUUUGCUGGCACUUUUGGAGAACAGUUGAGCCAACUGGAGACAAUCCAAGUCGAUAGUUUUGCGCGACGACAUGCCAAGCUGGCCAGUCGACAUGCACAGAAUGCGAUGUCUGCCACCUUCGCACAGAACCUGGCCCAGCCCGAGAAAGGCAUUGCGGAUAGAAGCACUUUGUCAAGACCCUCAUCAUCUCAAGGGGGGUCCCCUCGCAAGGGAAAUACGCAAGCACAAGGCUCACAAAGUGAAGAGCUCACUGCGCUCAAGGACGAAGUCGCCCAGUUGCGCGAGCUUGUCUUUGAGCUCCGCAAACACCACAUCGAAGACUCGUUCAAAGACGACGACUCCUCACAUGGGGAGCGAGAAGAGUCCAUCUCUCAGCCCACCAACCCGCCCUCCACUACCGACUCCUUCAAAUCCCACCAAUCUUCCAUGAGCGUCGAAUUCGAACAAAUAUCCAACCUGGUCGACAGCGACAAGUUCCACACGCCUCCUUCCGAUACCCAGACACCCCGACCCCGAACUUCCCGCCGCAAACAGCACGCCGACCUCAUGACGAUGGUUCCACCUGUGCCCUUAACCGGUCUGGAGCCGAGUGCCGCCCCCGACUUACCCCCUUCAUCUUCUGUUUCUGAGAGCAUCGCACAGACGGAGCCUCUUGCCCGUGGAUCCGCAAGAGGAUCGUGCGGGAAAGCUGAGACAGCUCGGCCGGUGCUUUUCCGACGCAUCAUGAGGUGA
Molecule: messenger RNA, 2610 nt
Organism: Penicillium alfredii
Lineage: Eukaryota; Fungi; Ascomycota; Eurotiomycetes; Eurotiales; Aspergillaceae
Exons: 1
Coding region: 1-2610 (869 amino acids)
Source: RefSeq, a predicted model, not a curated record